CCCUCUUUGAUAUUUGCCCGUUCACUUUACUAUCAUCUCUCUAUCUCCCUUGAGCUCUCACUCCUCAAAGAGAGAGAGACAGAGUUUCACAGUCAGUCGUAUUCCUCCUCAAGCUUGAGAAAUCAGAUCUCGCUGAAACUCACCGGAGAGGAGAGCUAUGGCUGAAAAGAAAGUAACAAUGGUCAUAACGGUUGACCUGAAGUGCUAUCGCUGCUACAAGAAGAUCAAGAAAGUGAUCUGCAAAUUCCCUGAAAUCCAAAACCAAGAAUUCGACGAGAAGCAGAACAAGGUGCGAAUCACCGUGGUAAGCUGUUGCCCUGAGAGAAUCCGUGACAAAAUAGCCCGCAAAGGUGGAGAAACAGUGGAGAGCAUCGAGAUAGUCCCCGAGAAGAAGAAGGAGCCCGAAAAGAAGAAAGAAGGCGAGAAGCCUAAGGAGGAAGAGAAGAAGAAGGGAGGGGAUAAACCAAAAGAGGGCGAAAAGAAGAAGGAUGCACCAGCUGCAGAAAAACCGAAAGAAGGCGAGAAAAAGAAAGAGGGAGGAGGAGGAGGAGACAAGCCUAAAGAAGGCGAAAAGAAGGAAGCGCAAGUUCACAAGCAUAUUGUCGACCCCGUUUCAGGAUAUCCCAUGAUUUAUCCGAGUGGAAUGUACUACCAGCCGCCUCAGCCGUAUUACCAAGGAUACGGCGCCGUGCCAUACUAUCACGGGGUGCCGGCUUACGACAGUGAGGGCGGUUAUGGUGUGAAUAGGGGCUAUAACACAAACCGCUCCGACUACUUCAGUGAAGAGAACCCUGAGUCGUGCACUGUCAUGUGAUUGGAUCAUGAAUAGGUUGGCGUCGCAUGUACACGUUCACUUGCUAAAGGUUUUAUUUUAUAUCAGUUGUGCUUAGUUGGAGGAUCUGUCAAAUUUGGUGGAUGCUUGUAUUUGUUCGUAUGAGACAGAAGGAACAAUAAGGUUUGGUGGGAAGGUCAAUGAUUUUAUGAUCCUGUUUGAGG
Molecule: messenger RNA, 996 nt
Organism: Syzygium oleosum
Lineage: Eukaryota; Viridiplantae; Streptophyta; Magnoliopsida; Myrtales; Myrtaceae
Product: heavy metal-associated isoprenylated plant protein 5-like
Exons: 3
Coding region: 158-814 (218 amino acids)
Molecular function (GO): metal ion binding
Source: RefSeq, a predicted model, not a curated record